AUGGACGUGCGCCAUGUGCUGCGGACGACUCUGGGCUGGGACUUUUCGUUUGCGUCCUCGGACUCGUCUGUCGCUCGCUGCCUCGUUGCGCACCCGGAAGAUGCCACGCGGUUGGCCGAGUGGCUCGUGCGCGAGCUACCGCCGCUGACGUCGCUAGCGCAGUCCCAAAAUAGCGUCGACAGGAGCCCAAAACAAGGCCCACGUAGCCGCUGUCCGCGAGAUCUCGAGACGCUGUUGGCCAAAGAAUUAAGUUGUAGAGGUUCUGUCCACUCCACGUCGACGACGUCCGCGCGGCCGCAGCGAGAAGAUCCUGAACCCAGCGACGAAGCCGGUCGGUUGCAGCAACAGCAGGGACCGCUGGCCGCUGCGCUGGAGCGCUUGUAUACGGAUGUUCCCCUGUAUACACCCAGCGACAGCGCGACCGCCACGCACCAUCUGUUUGAGAGCGAGGCGACAUCGUGUAACGCCCACUUGCCUACCCUUCGAGGCGUGAUGGCUACAAACCACAACGUGACCUCUUCGUCGACAGUCACUUCAACUUCAACAUACACUUUUGCCGUCUUUGACUACGACGCGCAGUCCCUUCAGGACGUGCUCAAGUACAAUCGGACGGUACUGGGCGACGGGGCGGCCACGCGUGCAGCCUCGAGCAGCACCGACGAGCAGGACGCGCUGGGAGACCUGAAGAAGCGGCUCGUGCUGUUCCAGCUGAGCCGCGUGCUUGCGUUCUUGCACCAACGCGGAUUGGCUUGCAAGGGCUUUUCGCCGCGCGAUUUGUACCUCACUGAUACGUUGUGGCUGCGGCUCGCAGCACUGCAUCGGGUGCUCGACACGUGUGUUACAGUCUGUGCCGGUGCUGAUGCCACUGGACAUGACACAGCCACAAGUGCCAGUGCGUCGGUCCCUCGUGAUCUCACGAUGAGCUCUUCGAGAUCCAUGACAGACCGCUGGGUCACGCGAGACGUGAGCAACUUUGAGUACCUCAUGGCGCUGAACAUGGCAGCUGGACGGCGGAUGGAAGACGGCGUGUUCCACCCGUUUCUUCCGUGGGUCACGGACUUUACUGCUGGUCCCCAUGGCGGCUGGCGCGAGCUGGGCAAGAGCAAGUUCCGCCUGAACAAAGGAGACGCCCAGCUGGACAGCACGUUCGCCUGUAGUGCCGUGCCGCACCACAUUACAGAGAGUCUGUCCGAGAUCACGUACUACAUUUACAUGGCAAGGCGGACGCCAAUGGCGUUGCUUCGACGCGUGGUACGUGGUGACUUCCAAGCGCGUGAGUACCCAUCGACGAUGGCGCGCAUGUUUGAGUGGACGCCGGACGAGUGCAUUCCAGAGUUUUACGCAGACUCGGCUGUCUUCAAGUCGCUCCAUGAUAACAACAUGAACGACCUGCAGGUUCCAGUCUGGUCCGAUGGCGAAGGGGACGAUGCUGCGUCAGUGUUUGUGCGACUGCAUCGGGCAAUGCUGGAGAGUGACGAGGUGUCGGCACAGCUGCACAAGUGGAUCGACUUGAACUUUGGGGCAGCGCUGAGUGGCGCGACUGCGGUUCGCGAAAAAAAUGUUCCGCUUGUCGUGCACGCUGCCAACAAAAGUCCUGGCUUCGUACAGCUUUUCACGGACCCGCAUCCAAGACGUACCGGUCGCUGUCCAGGACGAAAGCAGCAGGAAGCAAAGACACGGUCAGCCGUUGAUCAUGUCGGGACAAAGGCGAACUCACCACGAGCUGCGCUGCGGCCGCGGAUACAUUCUACAAAAGAGGUCAGUGCGAUGCUGUCGAGAGCAAUGCAAGUUGUGACAGAUGCCCACAAAGACGGCGAAUGCCUGUCUUCGUCAAUGGGAGGCGCGGCAUCGGGUGGGUUCAAUGGCAUGGGCGGUGGAGUCCGAGCGGGUGGUCGCGAGGUGGAAGUGUCGCGUCUGGGUCUGCUGCAUGGUCAAGGCUGCGUGGAUGCUGCUGCCGGUGUCAGUGGAGCUGGCGGGACAAAUUGUGGGGGACUGACAGCAGCGUCUCCGAAUGAAGCUACACGUAGCCAGAUCAUCAUGCGCAACCUGAAACAACGUCGACGAGGCAACAAGUCUCGAGUCCGAUCGCAAGCAAAUGGAGCUGACUCCACACCGCCCGCUUCAGCGCACGGUGGACGGGAAGCUUUCUCGCCUCCAGUGUCAGGAUCAAGCGGACUGAGCGCCUCACGGCUUGGAAACCUCUUCCAUUCGGACUCCAACAGCAUCUCCAACAACAACGCUCACGGCGGGUUCCCAAUUCCUCUCGAAACGUCAGUCAGUCCGCCAAACUCGAUGGAGUCAUGCACGAGCUUCGGUAACAAUGCCAACAGUCGAAGUCUGACGGCAGGCAGCAGCCUCACGGAUCAUUUGCGCGUGCUCACGAUUUCGGCACCCCAAACUGCAAGUGCCAACGUCAAUCGAGAGUCGGGUGGGUCAAAUGGAUGUCGAACCUCCCUCUCGCAUCACACUCGACAUUCUUCGCUCGGUAGUGAUGGCUCAACCACUGCUUCGCAUUUGUUGCGCGACUUGUGGCAGCAGCUGCGCCAACCUGAGGAUGAUGGCUCUCUAGGAACGAGCGUUGUUGGCGGACAGGCUGCUACCGGCCAAGCACAUGGCCAUCACCGCAGCGGAAGUGCUGGCCAUGAACUGCAAUUGGCUCUCGGGGGAACAGCAGGUGAUAUGCAGCUCUCGGAGCUGGAUGCUGCUAACGACAUCGAUCCUGCCGUCGACGUCUCUGGACCACUUGACGACGUGGACCUGAAGUUAUUGCAGCUUGGACUGCCGAUCGUUCUUUGUGGCGAUGAGAAGGAGCCACCAGUUGACGCUGAUGUUGGCAUACGACCUGAGCUUGGAGUAGAAGCGUUGAGGGCUGAUGGACAGCAAGCAGUCGCGGAUGCAGUUGUUGACCCGAUUUAUUGUAUCCCUGACGACCGGGUGAACCACACCGCACAGGAGCUCGGCCUGUUUGAACGUGCUCAGGCUGCCGACAUCUUCUCCAUGGGCUGUAUCGCUGCUGAGCUGUACACACACAAGCCCGUGUUCUCGCGGCGGUCUCUAGCAGACUAUCUCGAUGCUUACUCGAAACAGCAGCAACAGCAGCAGCAAGACACGUCUAAAAACGUGACACCUCAAGCGGACGGCUGGAUCGCGGGCAUAUUGGCUGCCCAAUGCAGCCGCGCAAAAGUCUCGCAGCAACAGCUUCCGUGGAACUACGCGCUGUCGGAACGGCUCGUUGGGUUACCGCUCAAUCUGAAGCAAGCAGUGCUCGAUAUGCUCCAUCCAGAUCCACGCGAGCGACUGCUUCUCGCACGUGAGAUUGACGGGUUUGAUGCCGCAGUGCUGGACGACCCGACGUGCGCUGCGAGGAGCGAGGCUUGCGUACCGUCGACACGGUCGCUGAACACAUUUCGCGCGGCUCCGUCUGCACUCUUUCCAAAAGACAUGGUGCUUGUGUACAAGUUCCUGACCAAGCUGCACAGCAUCCCGGAGCGCGACUGGCAUGCCCGCUUCACUGCUGCCAGGCGACUGCUGUCAUCGCUCGCUGGCUUGUCGGAAACCCUUUUUCGCGUGGCAAUGCCAGAACUAGUGCGCUUCUUCCGAGCACGGUCGCACACAGAGACCAUUCGCGCAGAACAGGUGACGGCGGCUGUCAUCUUCUUGCUUCCUGAGAUGGCACGGCAACUCGGACGUGAACGAGCUCGCACUGAGUUGCUGCCCGAUGUCGUGCGGGUCUACGAGAGCAGUGAGCUGGGGCGCUCCUCCUUUCUGCGGUGUUGUCUGGGAGCACCGAGCGUGUUGCUCUCGCUCUUGCGUGCGUUCGGAGCUGCUGUGGUCCUCGACAGUAUCGUUCCUGUCGUGCUGGAGUGGCUUGUGCCACCUGUAGCAGCCGACACCGAUGCAGACUCGAGAGCGUCAUCCACGUCGCUGUCCUCCCGGUCACCACUGCCAUUUGCAGCCGAGUCAGCAGCUCUCACUGCCGUAACGUUUGGCGAGUUGUCGUCGUCAGCGAUGUUGGGCCCGUCCCUCACUGCCAAGUACGUGCUGCCGUUGUUGCUGACGCAGCUGGGCCACGUGAAGAAUCGCUGGACGCACUUGGCCGACUGCAAGACGCUUCGCCGGACUGACAACAAAGGCAGUGGGGCACCUGCGCUCACCGAGGACAGCGAAUCGCACCGAAGCGCCGAGUUCCACAUCACGUUCGUGUCCAAAUCCAAGCUGUACGAGUCGCACCACGUCGCCGACGCAGUGUUGCACGUGUGCCGCGAGUUGGGCGACUUUCCCAUGGCGAAGAUGCUGUUGCCGCGACUGCUGGAAGUGCUGCCACGACUGGUUGCGCUCGCUGAGAAGAUCGGCUCCGUACGCAUCGAAGGCGUUCCCGAAGAGCUGGCGCGCGAGAUCUACGUGUUGCUGCGCGUUUUGCGGCACGUGAUCCGGAGCUUGAACGACACGAGUUCGCUGCAGGACCUCCUGUCCCGACGCUCGCGCAGUAACCUCAUGGAGCUCUUGAAGCAAGCGGCUCCGCCGUUCCUGCAUCCGCGCAUGGCGACCGCUGUGAUCGCAGCUGCUACCUCUGGUGCCCCGCCAGCUGCAUCGUCGACGCACGCAACAAGCACUGCCAGCUCGACCAAGAAGAACGUGCUGCGCAGUCUCCACUUCCUCAAGGAAGCCGACCACCGCAGCCUGCGCGCGUUCACGGCCGUAGGCCUCGCGCGCACGAUCGCCGCCGUGUGUCAGAAGCUCGGGGCCGACGCGACCGUCGCAGACAGCGCCGCCAUCAGCGGCCUCAACGCGUUCCUCAAGCGAUGCAGCGACGUCUACGCCGAGCUCGAAGUGUCCAACUUCCAGUGGGAUCUCGCCAGCGAGUUGGUCAGCGAACUCUGCGUGCCGCUGCGCACGCUCUUGGGCAAAGAGCUCUUCAACCGGCAGUUCCCCAUCGUGGCCAGCAGCUCCGUGCUCCAGUUGCUGCUGCUGCCGCUGAGCAGCAGCAGCGCCGACGUCGGCAUGAGUCGCACCGGCGGCUUCAGCAGUCGCGUCGCGAACAACGACCAGCGGAACGUCAGUGCGCUGGACGACCGCUUGGCGCAGUCGCAGACUCCGCGACGACCACAGGUACCCGUGACAGAAGACGCGGCCGACGACGACGACAUCGGCGGCGUUGACGACAAUGACGUUGACGAGGACGACGAACUCGACGACGACGACUGCGGUCCUGCGGGACCGACGACACCUCCAGAAGAAGACGGCCGACUGCCGCACGCGCCCGAGUUGCUGCGCUUUGCGUACCACGCGGUCCGUCUGCAUUCCGUGCGGGCCACGAGUUUCCUCGGCGUGCCAUCGCACGUGCUCACGGGCCACCGCGCGGCCCACUUUGAGACGGCGCUCCGCAACGAAGUGGCGCUCUUGACGGACGCGCGGCGCCAGCGCAAAGUGGCGGCGACGCACGCGGCCGACCGCGCGACCGCCGACGCCGUGUGGCUCCGCCCGCGCGUGCGGCAGCUGUUUGAAGCGCGACACGCCGACCCGCCCGCAGGACCGCACAACGGCAAUGGCGGCUCGAGCGGCGUGCCCGGCCGGUCGUGGGCGCUCCAGGGAGAGGUCCGGCAGUCGCUCAAAGCGCACUCGAGCGCCGUGCGGUGCGUGAGCGUCGACGCCGACGAAGAGCUGCUGUUGACCGGCAGCCGCCACGGCUCGUGCCGCGUGUGGCGGCUGGCCGGCCACCCCGUGCAGGCGCGCGCCGCGGCGCCGACCGGCGGGUUCGACGGCCGGCCGAUCCUCUUUGUCGCGCGCACGGGCCGCGCGGCCGCCCGACCGCUGAGCCGCAGCGCCGGCGGACCCGUCGACGGCCUGGCCGCUGCGGCCUCGGCGGCCGGCGUGCUGCUCUGGGACCUCGAGACGAGUCACGUGCGGCUGCGGCUGCCGUGCGCGGCCCCGCACGAACCGCUUGUGUCCAUGGCCACGACCGUCCCGGCGGUCGACGUGGCGGUCGCGACGCCGCGCCGCGUCCUGUGCCUCGACGUUCGCUGCGGGCCGCGCGUCGUGGCCGACUGGGGCGCCGACGCCGGCCGCGUCGCGUCGCGAAUGCUCCCGUCGGCCGCACGGCUCCACCUGUCGGUCGUUGCGCCGCUCGCGACGCACGACGCGGCCGCGUACGUCGCGCUGGGCACUGCCAGUGGACAUCUCGUGCUCCUGGACGCGCGCACGGGCCGUCACGUGGCCAAGUGGCAGGCGCUCGACGCGCACGUCCGCGUCGUGUCGGUGCUGCAGCUCUCGACGUCGCUCGUGCUCGUCGUGGGCGCCGAGAAGGACGCGCGCGUGUGGCGGGUACGAGCGCCGCUGGACGACCGCCACGGCGGACUGCACCCCGAGCUCUACGCGACGGUCCACGGCGUGCCCGAAGGCGUGACCGCGGCCCAAGUGUCGGUCCACAAGGCGCUCGACACGACUGUGCUGUACGUGGCGAGCGGCGCGCGCGUCUACUGCGCGCAGCUGCCGACUGCCGACCACAACCAGCCGCUGCCGCUGGUCGUACGAAUGGAAGCCUGGCAGCUCGCGGACGUCGGCAGCAGCACUGCCUCGAGCCGGAGCAGCAAAAGCCGCGCCGUGGCGUCGGCGAUCGCUGUGCUGCCGCUGCGUCAGGUCGUACUACUUGGCGCCGACGACGGCUGCCUCAAGAGCGUCGUGUGA
Hyaloperonospora brassicae is the source of this 6684-nucleotide messenger RNA. The record is from the annotation of a GenBank genome assembly. Lineage: Eukaryota; Oomycota; Peronosporomycetes; Peronosporales; Peronosporaceae.